AUGAGCUCUGUAAGAGAAUUCGCUGCGGAGGCAGCCAUUGAGUCCUUGGCAAACAACACGAGCGCUUCGGCUAUCAAUGUUCAACAAGUGUUGACCUCGUUGCAGUCCAUAUCAUAUCUUAAGCUUUUCGUGACAUUAGUAUGUGUGGGGCUUGUCUGGGACCAGAUUUCUUACCAGACCAAGAAGGGAUCCAUCCCGGGCCCCAGAUGGAAAAUGUGGCCUGUUCUAGGUCCCUUUUUAGAGUCUCUCGACCCAAAGUUUGAGGAGUACAAGGCCAAAUGGGACGCUGGUCCUCUUUCAUGUGUUUCCAUAUUCCACAAAUUCGUCGUGAUCGCCUCGACCAGAGACCUUGCCAGAAAGAUUUUGCAAAGUCCAAAAUACGUGAAACCUUGCGUUGUUGAUGUCGCUAUCAAGAUUUUGAGGCCUUCCAACUGGGUGUUUUUGGACGGCAAGGAACAUGUAGACUACAGAAAAUCCCUGAACGGGUUGUUUACCAAGACCGCCUUGGCUCAAUAUCUGCCAUCCCAAGAACAGGUCAUGGACAAAUACAUCGAGAAAUUCGUUUCCAUCUCUAAGGACAACAAAUACGAACCACAGGUGUUUUUCCACGAAAUGAGAGAGAUCAUGUGCGCUCUGUCACUAAAGGCCUUCUGCGGAAGCUACAUCACCGAAGACCAGAUCAGAAAAGUUGCCGACGACUACUAUCUCGUGACCGCCGCACUCGAGUUGGUCAACUUCCCAAUCAUCUUGCCCUUCACCAAGACCUGGUACGGUAAGAAAACCGCUGAUAUGACCAUGAAGAUUUUCGAGCAAUGUGCCCAAAUGGCAAAGGAUCAUGUCGCUGCCGGUGGAGAGCCAACCUGUGUCAUGGACGCGUGGUGCAAGCUUAUGCACGACGCGAAAACCCACAACGACGAGAACGCGAGACUAUUUCACAGAGAAUUCUCUAACAAGGAGAUUUCUGAGGCCAUCUUCACGUUUUUGUUCGCCUCUCAAGAUGCUUCUUCUUCGCUAGCUUGCUGGCUUUUCCAAAUCGUCGCUGAUCGUCCGGACGUUAUGCAGAAGAUUAGAGAGGAGCAACUUCGGGUCCGUGACAACGAUCCCUCGAUGCCCUUGUCUUUGGAUUUGAUCGAUAGCAUGAAGUACACUUACAUGGUUGUGAAAGAAGCCCUGCGUUACAGACCACCUGUCAUAAUGGUGCCAUACGUUGUGAAACAGAAGUUUCCAGUGGCUCCUAACUACUCCGCGCCCAAGGGUGCCAUGUUGAUUCCAACCCUGUAUCCUUCCUUACACGAUCCAGAGGUUUUCGAGGAUCCCGAGGAAUUCAUUCCUGAGAGAUGGGUCGAGGGCUCGCCAGCCAACCAAGCCAAGAAGAACUGGUUGGUGUUCGGCUCCGGUCCUCACGUUUGUCUUGGUCAAACGUAUGUCAUGAUGACGUUCACGGCGUUGAUCGGCAAAUUCGCCAUGUAUUCCGACUGGGAGCAUAAAGUGACCCCACUCAGCGAAAAGAUCAAGGUUUUUGCUACGAUUUUUCCCAAGGAUGACCUCCAUCUAAGUUUCAAAAAAAGAGACCCAAUUUCAGGAAAAGUUGAGGCGUGA
Molecule: messenger RNA, 1599 nt
Organism: Lachancea mirantina
Lineage: Eukaryota; Fungi; Ascomycota; Saccharomycetes; Saccharomycetales; Saccharomycetaceae
Source: the annotation of a GenBank genome assembly